Messenger RNA from Vitis vinifera (wine grape), 1011 nucleotides. RefSeq names its product threonine--tRNA ligase, chloroplastic/mitochondrial 2-like. Gene Ontology annotation, biological process: threonyl-tRNA aminoacylation. The coding region runs from base 16 to 996 and encodes 326 amino acids. The record is from RefSeq and is a predicted model, not a curated record. Gene Ontology annotation, cellular component: cytoplasm; mitochondrion; chloroplast stroma. The transcript is spliced from 3 exons. NCBI's taxonomy places the organism in Eukaryota, Viridiplantae, Streptophyta, Magnoliopsida, Vitales, Vitaceae. Gene Ontology annotation, molecular function: ATP binding; threonine-tRNA ligase activity.
CAGUUCUUGACACUGAUGCCAACCACAGGUUCUUCAUUGGGGUACUUUCCCAGACUUCCCACGCUGGUGCCAUGGCCAGGUCCGCAGGUUACUCUUUGCAACAGGAAAGCUGUUGAACUUGAAUCCGUUGCUGGUGCUUACUGGAGAGGGGAUGAGAAGAAACAGAUGCUGCAGAGAAUCUAUGGCACAGCAUGGGAGAAUGAGGAACAAUUGAAAGCAUAUCUUCACUUCAAAGAGGAGGCGAAACGCCGGGAUCACAGACGCCUUGGAAUAGAUCUUGACCUGUUCUCUAUACAGGAUGAAGCUGGUGGAGGUCUAGUGUUCUGGCAUCCAAAGGGUGCCAUUGUUAGGCAUAUUAUAGAAGAUUCAUGGAAAAAAAUACAUAUAGAACAUGGCUAUGAUCUGCUGUAUACUCCACAUGUUGCUAGGGCUGAUUUAUGGAAGACCAGUGGCCAUUUGGAUUUCUACAGAGAGAAUAUGUACAGUCAGAUAACAAUUGAGGAUGAACUCUAUCAACUCCGACCAAUGAACUGUCCAUACCAUAUUUUGAUUUACAAGAGGAAGCUACACUCCUAUCGAGAUUUCCCAAUCAGGGUUGCAGAGCUGGGAACAGUGUACAGAUAUGAGCUAUCCGGAAGCUUGCAUGGCCUUUUUCGUGUAAGAGGUUUCACACAGGAUGAUGCACAUAUAUUUUGCUUAGAAGAUCAAAUCAAGGAUGAAAUCCGGGGAGUCCUUGAUCUCAUUGAAGAAAUAUUACUACAAUUUGGUUUUAGCAAGUAUGAGGUGAACCUCUCAACCAGGCCAGAGAAAGCUGUGGGAGCUGAUGAUAUAUGGGAAAAAGCAACAUCUGCACUUAGAGAUGCUUUGGAUGAUAAGGGGUGGAGCUAUCGAAUUGAUGAAGGUGGUGGUGCCUUUUAUGGUCCUAAGAUUGAUCUCAAGAUUGAGGAUGCUCUUGGAAGGAAGUGGCAGUGCUCAACUAUACCGGCAAGUUAUUAAUUCAAAGUUGCCCAA